AUGCUGGCGGCGGCGGCGGCUGCUUGGGCCGGCCUGGCGCUCCUCUGGGCGGCGGGCGGCUGCGCGGGGGACGCGGCGGGCUACCGGAGGAGGGUCUCCCUGGAGUACAACCCGGGAUGGGCCAGCUCAGAGGUGAACCUCCUGCACAGCCGGGCGGUCGGCCUCAACGAUACGCUUCACUAUGUCUGGAGCACCAUUGGGGCCCCCACAGUGUUGUUGGUGUACACCGCAAGCGACAACAGUUCCCUUCAGGUCAACUGGACCCAGCUCCUGUCCUCUUCCCCAGCGGGAGCCAUCCGGGUUGAACCAGCCGAGAGUGUCUUGUAUUCCACCGCCGUGGUCUUUCCCAGGCUGUGGGAAUAUAACGGCACCAACACGUCGGACUUCUCCCAAAUCCACACGGAGCAGAUCUAUGCCAGUUACAACCUGGCUAACCUCAGCUGGGACAGCCUGGAAGGGCGGCUGAAUGAAACGGCCCUCAGCGCCAACUUCCAAGGCCGCGAAGGGACCUUUGGGAACGGAAGCAUCUCUUUCAAGGUGACGGCAUACGAGGAGAGCAGCCGCGACAGGCCCCUCCCACGUCUUCUGCACAGCGCCAACAGCUCCAAGGUGGAAUUCGCCAUCCAGGGUGUGCCCCCCCGGGGGAACCACUCCCGCUUUGCCCUGGAGAUCCUGGCAGUCGAGGAAGGGAGCCGGCAGAAGCAGCUGCAGUCAGUCCGUUCCAUCGAUGACGAAUACACCCCGACCAUUUUCGAGAUGGUGCAGCUGAUCUCUGACCCCCUCAACCACAGCCUGGGGUCCAGCUUCCUGCAGUGGAAGAUGGCCGCCUACAGCUCUAAAACCCCCAAUCGAGAAAACACCGUCCAUUGUCAGUACUACCCCCUCCAGGUGGUCCGCAACCUCGGUACUGAGUUCAGGAUUCUCCACGCCUACUUUGGGGAGGACCUCGAGCGAUCCUGCAGCCUGUCUGGCCUCAAUAUCUCCUUUGGUAGCGAGGACAACGAAGCCUACAAAGAAAAGAGAUACUUGAGCUGGUCCGCGCUGGUUGGUUUUGGGGAACCCCCGAGAGAAGAAUUCUCUCCGCUGGUCAUCGGGAUCCUGGCCGUGGCGCUGGGAACGCCGGCGAUGCUCCUAAUCGUGGGGAGCCUGGCGGUGCUGACAAGGAAGCGGAAGCCAUGUUCGGAGUACGAACCGAUCAACUGA
Protobothrops mucrosquamatus (brown spotted pit viper) is the source of this 1203-nucleotide messenger RNA. It is a transcript of the gene GLMP, whose product is annotated as glycosylated lysosomal membrane protein. Gene Ontology annotation, cellular component: lysosome. Bases 1 to 1203 code for a protein of 400 amino acids. The transcript has 6 exons. The record is from RefSeq and is a predicted model, not a curated record. NCBI's taxonomy places the organism in Eukaryota, Metazoa, Chordata, Lepidosauria, Squamata, Viperidae.